Molecule: messenger RNA, 810 nt
Organism: Cyclopterus lumpus (lumpfish)
Lineage: Eukaryota; Metazoa; Chordata; Actinopteri; Perciformes; Cyclopteridae
Product: protein snail homolog Sna-like
Exons: 4
Coding region: 1-810 (269 amino acids)
Biological process (GO): regulation of DNA-templated transcription
Molecular function (GO): RNA polymerase II cis-regulatory region sequence-specific DNA binding; DNA-binding transcription factor activity, RNA polymerase II-specific
Source: RefSeq, a predicted model, not a curated record
AUGCCUCGCUCCUUCCUGGUCAAGAAGUCCUUCCCCAGCAGGAAGCCCCUCUACAGGGAGAGCCUCCUGCAGAGCCAAGCCGCUUUUGUCCCAGAAUGCUUUGCACAAGCGGAGCUCCCGACGCAGAACGGCAGCUUGGCCCUGAGGUGCCACCCCGCCGACCCGUUCUUCACGGACACCUUGCCCGCGCCGCUCUCCCCGAUCACGCCCGCCUCCCCGUCGCCGCUCGGCCCUCUGGAUCUCAGCAGCUCUCCGUCCAGCACCAGCAGCGAGGAGGAGGAGGAGGAGGAGGAGGAGGAGGAUGGGGGGCGCACCUCAGACCCCCCCAGCCCGGACGCCAUCCAGCACCUCUACCGCUGUCUGCACUGCAGCAACAGCUACACCAGCCUCUCGGCGCUGUCCCACCACCAGGCGUCCCACCACCAGGCGUCCCACCACCAGUCGCCCCCCCCCGCCGAGGUCUGCGCCCGUCCGGCCUUCCACUGCAAACACUGCCCCAAGGAGUACAGCAGCCUGGGCGCCCUGAAGAUGCACAUCCGCUCUCACACGCUGCCCUGCGUGUGCACCACCUGCGGCAAGGCCUUCUCCAGGCCGUGGCUGCUCCGAGGACACAUCCGCACGCACACAGGCGAGCGCCCCUUCGCGUGCCAACACUGUAACCGGGCCUUCGCCGACCGCUCCAACCUGCGCGCCCACCUGCAGACCCACUCGGAGGUGAAGAAGUACCAGUGUGGCUCCUGCUCGCGCACCUUCAGCCGCAUGUCCCUGCUGCACAAGCACGGCGCCUCCGGGUGCCGUGCCGCCUCGUAG